UCCUCAUACAGUACAAAAGACUUCACAAUGUCUGCAGUCAGACAGUUAGCAUGAAUCUUCGCUCUUAAUAAAUAAAAUUUCACAUUCUGAGACUGGACACCAAAUCAAGACAUGAAACCUGUUACGAUGAUAGUGAGAAUCAUAAUCAUGUUGUAUGUAACCUCUUCACUGGAAAUACAAGGUCAUGCACAAACAAUGAGUGAGGAGGUGCUUGGUGUUAAUACGUGGCAUAUGACGCUGCCACCUUACAUGGAUGAAAGUGGAAAUAACUUAAAGCAAGAAGGACAGGUGAAUUGGAAAUCAUUCAAAUACUUGAUCAGCAUCAAAAUAAAUUCUUCACGGUCAAUGGGACAGGAUCGCUUAAGGACAAUUCUUCAAGGAUACUCAUUUCCAUAUAGCGUCAGCAAUGUCACCAUAACCAAAAUGAAUCUCAGUACAACUCCACCUCUAAAACUGUUCAAAUACACAACUGACAUAAAGAUCAAUGCUUCAAGAGAAGCAGUGAUAGAACAAUUGAGGGGGAUGCUGCGUGAACAGAAAUUCCCCAUGUGUGUCAAGAAAGGCAUGAAAAUCUCCAGUGCAAACAUCACUACAGUGUGUCUGUCAAAUUCAAGCAAAACUGAGUGCAAAUGUGAGAAUAAAUAUGCUUGGCCCACUGAACAAUGCUUUAAACAUGACGUUUGUGGCGCCAGUCUAAAUGGUACAUGUGGAUGCAUAACUUCUCUUCCAACUGAUGGGUCGUUCUGCCGGCCACCACCUGCUCCACUAAAGUCGUUCAAAUACACCAUUGACAUAAAGAUCAAUGCUUCAAGAGAAGCCGUGAUAGAGCACUUGAGAGCAUUGAUUCAUGGACAGAAAUUGGACAUGUGUAUCAAGAAAGACAUAAAAGUCUCCAGUGCAAACAUCACUACAGUGUGUCUCUCAAAUUCGAGCCAAACCAAGUGCAAAUGUGAGAAUCAAUUUGCUUGGCGCUCUGAACAAUGCUUUAAACAUGGCGUUUGUAACCCCAGUCAAAAUGGUACAUGUGGAUGCAUCGCUUCUCUUCCAACUGAUGGGGCGUUCUGCCGACCACCACCUGCUUCACUGAAGUCGUUCAAAUACACCAUUGACAUAAAGAUCAAUGCUUCAAGAGAAGCCGUGAUAGAGCGCUUGAGAGUGUUGAUUCGUGGACAGAAAUUCCCCAUGUGCAUCAAGAAAGGCAUGAAAAUCUCCACUGCAAACAUCACUACAGUGUGUCUCUCAAAUUCGAACAAAACUGGAUGCAAGUGUGAGAAUCAUUACACUUGGCCCUCUGAACAAUUCCCUAAACAUGGUGAUUGUGGCCACAUUCAAAAUGGUACAUGUGGACACAUUGCUUCUCUUCCAACUGAUGGGGCGUUCUGCCGGUCACCACCUGCUUCACUGAAGUCAUUCAAAUACACCAUUGACAUAAAGAUCAAUGCUUCAAGAGAAGCCGUGAUAGAGCGCUUGAGGGCCUUGAUUCGUAGACAGAAAUUCCCCAUGUGCGUCAAUAAAGGCAUGAAAAUCUCCAGUGCAAACAUCACUGCAGUGUGUGUCUCAAAUUCAAGCCAAACCAAGUGCAAGUGUGAGAAUCACUACGCUUGGCCUUCUGAACAAUUCCCUAAACAUGGCAUUUGUGGCCACAGUAAAAAUGGUACAUGUGGACACAUUGCUUCUCUUCCAGCUGAUGGGGUGUUCUGCCGGCUACCAACUGCUUUGUUGAAGUCGUUCAAAUACACCAUUGACGUAAAGAUCAAUGUGUCAAGAGAAGCCGUGAUAGAGCGCUUGAGGGCGUUGAUUCGUGGACAGAAAUUCCCUAUGUGCGUCAAGAAAGACAUGAAAAUCUCCAGUGCAAACAUCACUACAGUGUGUCUCUCAAAUUCGAGCCAAACUGAAUGCAAGUGUGAGAAUCAAUAUGCUUGGCCCUCUGAACAAUUCCCUAAACAUGGUGAUUGUGGCCACAGUCAAAAUGGUACGUGUGGAUACAUUGCUUCUCUUCCAACUGAUGGGGCGUUCUGCCGGCCACCACCUGCUUCACUAAAGUCAUUUAAAUACACCAUUGACAUAAAGAUCAAUGCUUCAAGAGAAGCCGUGAUAGAGCGCUUGAGGGCCUUGAUUCGUGGACAGAAAUUCCCCAUGUGCGUCAAGAAAGACAUGAAAAUCUCCAGUGCAAACAUCACUGCAGUGUGUGUCUCAAAUUCGAGCAAAACCGAGUGCAAGUGUGAGAAUCAAUAUGCUUGGCCCUCUGAACAAUUACCUAAACAUGGUGUUUGUAACCCCAGUCAAAAUGGUACAUGUGGAUACAUCGCUUCUCUUCCAGCUAACAGGGCGUUCUGCCGGCCACCACCUGCUCCGCUGAAGUCAUUCAAAUACACCAUUGAUAUAAAGAUCAAUGCUUCAAGAGAAGCCGUGAUAGAGCAUUUGAGGGCGUUGAUUCGUAGACAGAAAUUUCCCAUGUGCGUCAAGAAAGGCAUGAAAAUCUCCAGUGCAAACAUCACAACAGUGUGUCUGUCAAAUUCGAGCCAAACCGAGUGCAAGUGUGAGAAUCAAUAUGCUUUGCCCUCUGAACAAUUCCCUAAACAUGGCGUUUGUAACCCCAGUCAAAAUGAUACAUGUGGAUGCAUCACUUCUCUUCCAGCUGAUGGGGCGUUCUGCCGGCCACCACCUGCUUUGUUAAAGUCGUUCAAAUACACCAUUGACAUAAAGAUCAAUGCUUCAAGAGAAGCCGUGAUAGAGCGCUUGAGGGCGUUGAUUCGUGGACAGAAAUUCCCCAUGUGCGUCAAGAAAGGCAUGAAAAUCUCCAGUGCAAACAUCACUACAGUGUGUCUCUCAAAUUCGAGCCAAACCGAGUGCAAAUGUGAGAAUCAAUAUGCUUGGCCCUCUGAACAAUUCCCUAAACAUGGCAUUUGUGGCCACAGUCAAAAUGGUACAUGUGGACGCAUUGCUUCUCUUCCAGCUGAUGGGGUGUUCUGCCGGCCACCACCUGCUCCACUUAAGUCAUUUAAAUACACCAUUGACGUAAAGAUCAAUGCUUCAAGAGAAGCCGUGAUAGAGAGCUUAAGGGCCUUGAUUCGUGGACAGAAAUUCCCCAUGUGCAUCAAGAAAGGCAUGAAAAUCUCCAGUGCACACAUCACUACAGUGUGUCUCUCAAAUUCGAGCCAAACCGAGUGCAAAUGUGAGAAUCAAUAUGCUUGGAGCUCUGAACAAUGCUUUAAACAUGGCGUUUGUAACCCCAGUCAAAAUGGUACAUGUGGAUGCAUCGCUUCUCUUCCAACUGAUGGGGCGUUCUGCCGGCCACCACCUGCUCCACUGAAGUCAUUUAAAUACACCAUUGACAUAAAGAUCAAUGCUUCAAGAGAAGCCGUGAUAGAGCGCUUGAGAGUGUUGAUUCGUAGACAGAAAUUCCCCAUGUGCAUCAAGAAAGGCAUGAAAAUCUCCAGUGCAAACAUCACUGCAGUGUGUGUCUCAAAUUCGAGCCAAACCCUAUGCAAGUGUGAGAAUCACUAUGCUUGGCCUUCUGAACAAUUCCCUAAACAUGGCAUUUGUGGCCACAGUCAAAAUGGUACAUGUGGACACAUCGCUUCUCUUCCAGCUGAUGGGGCGUUCUGCCGGCCACCACCUGCUUCACUGAAGUCAUUUAAAUACACCAUUGACAUAAAGAUCAAUGCUUCAAGAGAAGCCGUGAUAGAGCGCUUGAGGGCCUUGAUUCGUGGACAGAAAUUCCCCAUGUGCAUCAAGAAAGGCAUGAAAAUCUCCAGUGCAAACAUCACUGCAGUGUGUCUCUCAAAUUCGAGCCAAACCGAGUGCAAAUGUGAGAAUCAAUAUGCUUGGAGCUCUGAACAAUGCUUUAAACAUGGUGUUUGUAACCCCAGUCAAAAUGGUACAUGUGGAUGCAUUGCUUCUCUUCCAACUGAUGGGGCGUUCUGCCGGCCACCACCUGCUUCACUAAAGUCAUUUAAAUACACCAUUGAUAUAAAGAUCAAUGCUUCAAGAGAAGCCGUGAUAGAGCGUUUGAGAGUGUUGAUUCGUAGACAGAAAUUCCCCAUGUGCGUCAAGAAAGGCAUGAAAAUCUCCAGUGCAAACAUCACUACAGUGUGUCUCUCAAAUUCGAGCCAAACCAAGUGCAAAUGUGAGAAUCAAUAUGCUUGGAGCUCUGAACAAUGCUUUAAACAUGGUGAUUGUAACCCCAGUCAAAAUGGUACAUGUGGAUGCAUCGUUUCUCUUCCAACUGAUGGGGCGUUCUGCCGGCCACCACCUGCUUCACUGAAGUCAUUCAAAUACACCAUUGACAUAAAGAUCAAUGCUUCAAGAGAAGCCGUGAUAGAGCGCUUGAGAGUGUUGAUUCGUAGACAGAAAUUCCCCAUGUGCGUCAAGAAAGGCAUGAAAAUCUCCAGUGCAAACAUCACUACAGUGUGUGUCUCAAAUUCGAGCAAAACUGGAUGCAAGUGUGAGAAUCACUACGCUUGGCCUUCUGAACAAUUCCCUAAACAAGGCAUUUGUGGCCACAGUCAAAAUGGUACAUGUGGACACAUCGCCUCUCUUCCAGCUGACGGGGCGUUCUGCCGGCCACCACCUGCUUCAUUGAAGUCGUUCAAGUACACCAUUGACAUAAAGAUCAAUGCUUCAAGAGAAGCCGUGAUAGAGCGCUUGAGAGUGUUGAUUCGUGGACAGAAAUUCCCCAUGUGCGUCAAGAAAGGCAUGAAAAUCUCCAGUGCAAACAUCACUACAGUGUGUCUCUCAAAUUCGAGCCAAACUGAAUGCAAGUGUGAGAAUCACUACACUUGUCCCUCUGAACAAUUCCCUAAACAUGGUGAUUGUGGCCACAGUCACAAUGGUACAUGUGGAUGCAUCGCUUCUCUUCCAACUGACGGGGCGUUCUGCCGACCACCACCUGCUCCAAUAAAGUCGUUCAAAUACACCAUUGACAUAAAGAUCAAUGCUUCAAGAGAAGCCGUGAUAGAGCGCUUGAGGGCCUUGAUUCGUAGACAGAAAUUCCCCAUGUGCAUCAAGAAAGGCAUGAAAAUCUCCAGUGCAAACAUCACUGCAGUGUGUCUCUCAAAUUCGAGCCAAACCAAGUGCAAAUGUGAGAAUCAAUAUGCUUGGCCCUCUGAACAAUUCCCUAAACAUGGAAUUUGUGGCCACAGUAAAAAUGGUACAUGUGGACACAUUGCUUCUCUUCCAGCUGAUGGGGCGUUCUGCCGGCCACCACCUGCUUUGUUGAAGUCGUUCAAAUACACCAUUGACAUAAAGAUCAAUGCUUCAAGAGAAGCCGUGAUAGAGCGCUUGAGAGCGUUGAUUCGUGGACAGAAAUUCCCAAUGUGUGUCAAGAAAGGCAUGAAAAUCUGCAGUGCAAACAUCACUACAGUGUGUCUCUCAAAUUCGAGCCAAACUGAAUGCAAGUGUGAGAAUCAAUAUGCUUGGCCCUCUGAACAAUUCCCUAAACAUGGUGAUUGUGGCCACAGUCAAAAUGGUACAUGUGGAUACAUUGCUUCUCUUCCAACUGAUGGGGCGUUCUGCCGGCCACCACCUGCUUCACUGCAGUCAUUCAAAUACACCAUUGAUAUAAAGAUCAAUGCUUCAAGAGAAGCCGUGAUAGAGCGCUUGAGGGCGUUGAUUCGUGGACAGAAAUUCCCCAUGUGCAUCAAGAAAGGCAUGAAAAUCUCCAGUGCAAACAUCACUGCAGUGUGUGUCUCAAAUUCGAGCAAAACCGAGUGCAAGUGUGAGAAUCACUACGCUUGGCCUUCUGAACAAUGUUAUAAACAUGGCAUUUGUGGCCACAGUCAAAAUGGUACAUGUGGAUGCAUCACUUCUCUUCCAGCUGAUGGGGUUUUCUGCCGGCCACCACCUGCUCCCCUGAAGUUGUUCAAAUACACCAUUGACAUAAAAAUCAAUGCUUCAAGAGAAACCGUGAUACAGCGCCUGAGAGGAUUGAUUCGUGGACAGAAAUUCCCCAUGUGCCUCAAGAAAGGCAUGAAAAUCUCCAGCGCAAACAUCACUACAGUGUGUCUCUCAAAUUCGAGCCAAACCGAGUGCAAGUGUGAGAAUCAAUAUGCUUGGCCCUCUGAACAAUGCUUUAAACAUGCCGUUUGUGACAAUGCUCAAAAUGGUACAUGUGGAUGCAUCACUUCUCUUCCAACUGAUGGGGUGUUCUGCCGGCCACCACCUGGCUGUCCCAUACCUUCAACCACAAUCCCAAACACAAGUGUAUCUAUAACAUCUACACCAUCAGUGCCAACAGCAACAAAUACAGAUGUUACCACCCUCACAACCCCGAUCAUAAACACAACUCAUGAAGUAACAAGUCCUCCGUCAUCCACUCCAGUAGAAGAAAUGAAAAAUUUUACAAGCCUUUCAACCCUGAUACCAAACACAACUGACAGUACAACAAUGACGAACGCUCCAACAUCUACUCCAACAAUAGAAACAAACGAUACAAGUCUUUCAACCCUGAUUCCAAACACAACUGACAGUACAACAAUAACAAGUGCUCCAGCAUCUACUCCAACAGGAGAAACAAGUGUUACAAGUCUUCCAACCCUGAUCCCAAACACAACUGACAGUACAACAAUAACAAGCACUCCAGCAUCUACUCCAACAGUAGAAGCAAAUGUUACAAGCCUUUCAACCUUGAUCCCAAACACAACUGACAGUACAACAAUAACAAAUGCUCCAGCAUCUACUCCAACAGGAGAAACAAGUGUUACAAGCCUUCCAACCCUGAUUCAUAAUACAACUGACAGUACAACAAUAACAAGUGCUCCAGCAUCUACUCCAACAGUUGAAACACAAAAUGUUACAAGCCAUUCACCCCUGAUCCCAAACACAACUGACAGUACAACAAUAACAAGUGCUCCGGCAUCUACUCCAACAAUAGAAACAAAUGUUACAAGCCUUUCAACCCUGAUCCCAAGCACAACUGACAGUACAAAAAUAACAAGCGCUCCAGCAUCUACUCCAAAAGAACAAACACCAAAUGUUACAAGCCUUUCAACCUUGAUCCCAAACACAACUGACAGUACAACAAUAACAAGUGCUCCAGAAUCUACUCCAGCAGUAGAAACAAAUGUUACAAGCCUUUCAACCCUGAUCCCAAACACAACUGACAGUACAACAAUAACAAAUGCUCCAGCAUCUACUCCAACAAUAGAAACAACAAAUGUUACAAGCCUUUCAACCUUGAUCCCAAACACAACUGACAGUACAACGAUAACAAGCGCUCGAGCAUUUACUCCAACAGUAGAAACAAAUGUUACAAGUCUUUCAACCCUGAUCCCAAACACAACUGACAGUACAAAAAUAACAAGCGCUCCAGCAUUUACUCCAGCAACAGAAAGAAAUGUUACAAGCCUUUCAACCCUGAUCCCAAACACAACUGACAGUACAACGAUAACAAGUGCUCCAGCAUCUACUCCAACAGUAGAAACAAGUGUUACAAGCCUUUCAACCCUGAUUCCAAACACAACUAACAGCAGUACAACGAUAACAAGUGCUCCAGCAUCUACCCCAACAGUGAAAACAACAAAGUUUACUAUCCCUUCAACCCCAAUCACAACUAAAAGCACAACAGCAGUGACGAGUGCUCUGACAUCUACCUCAACAACAGGAACAAGUCAAUCUACCACAACAAAACCACCACCAUCAACCGUACUAACAACAAAAGCACCAACCGCUCCGCCAUCACCACCAACAGAGCCACCAACAACAAAACCAGUUACAGUAAUACCAACAAAACCAUCAACAACAGAGCCACCAACAACAAAACCAGUUACAGUAAUACCAACAAAACCAUCAACAACAGAGCCACCAACAACAAAACCAGUUACAGUAAUACCAACAAAACUAUCAACAACAGAGCCACCAACAACAAGACCGGUAACAACAAUACCAACAACAACAACACCAAAGUCUGUAAAUCGUCAGAUAUCACUGUCAAUAGACGAGACAUUUGAUGCAAGCCUGCAAAACCAGAACAGUGACAAAUUCAAGAAAUACAAAUCAGAUAUUGAGAAGGCAAUCCAUAGCAGCUACAAGGAUGUAAAAGGUUUCAUUUCUGCUACUAUCACUGGUUUUAGGCCUGGAAGUGUGAUCGUAGAUUUCUUUAUUACGUCAGCUGAGGUGGUACAGAUUUCUGGGGAGAUAAACCAAGCAAUUUACACCAACAUGAAAGAGCUUAAUUUCAAAGUUGAUCUGACUUCAAUCGCUGAAACUGCGAAUACAAACCUGAGACCAAGAGACAAUGUUUUUCCUGAGCAAGAUAUAAAACUCUCCUGCCCUGCCACCAACCUUCUUGGAAAUGUAGAUUGGAAAUUUCAAGGAAAAAACAUACAGCCAAGCAAUCAUUAUGAGUUCUCAUCAGAUCAUCUCUCCCUCACAGUCAAGAGUGUUACCAUCAGUGAUAAUGGUCGUUAUGAAUGUUUGUACAAUACAACCACAGGGCCACGUAUUAUUUGGGACAGGAUUGACUACAUUAAGCCAUAUCCCAAUAUGCAAGUACCUACUAAUAAGAUAUACAAAUGUGAAAAUCAGCAGGUUGAUGUUAUCUGCUGUGUGCAUUCUGAUUACACCAUACAGUGGGUGCAGGAGAAAAAAAUGCUGAGCAGCAAAGCUGAUUCACUGAAUUGUAUUACACAACCGUUUACUAUCUCGAGUGAAAGUUCAUGCGGAAAAAAAAGCAUAUUCACUUGCAAACUGGACAAUAAAGAUCUAAUUGGAUUCUCAUAUAGCUCAAGGGCUGUGGAACUUGUUGUUUCAAACCUUCUACCCCCAAACAGCCCUGUCACAUGCUUUGAUGAAAUGUAUGGUUUUGGACAAUUUGGUGACCGUAAAGUGGGAGACUGUGAGAAAAAUAAAGUUGGCUACCAAGAAGGAGUGUGUCAAUCUAAUGGCUUGUGGGAAACUGUAAACAACAACUGUGUUCUUCGUAUCAUUGAAGUACUGCAAGAGGAAUCAAAGGUUGUAGAUCCUGAAACUUUAACAGAUUUUGUGAUUAAAGUGAGCAAUGCCACCACAGUCAAUAAAGGAGACAUAGUUCAAUCUCAAGUUACAGUUACUACAAUUGUGGAAAUACUAAACAAUAUUGCAGAUGUCUCUCAAAAUGUUACGCUGGAUGAAGUUGUGGUAACGAAUUUUCUCAAUAUAGUGGAUGUCAUUUCAUCAGAGACAACAAAACCUGUAUGGGUAGAGUUAAAUUCAAAUGGCGCAAGCCAAGGCAACAGCUCUCAACUCCUAAGUGCCAUUGAAAAUGUUAUAAAAGCGACAUCAGACAGCAAUUUCAACAUAACAAGUCCAUCCAACUCAUUCCUGUUCAAAAAAAUAACAACAUCUGAAAACUUUAGAGAUGUAUUAAGGCUCAACUCAACAGCUGAAAUAUUCAUCCCAAAUAUUACAUCCACUCAUAAAAAUGUUACAAUCACAACAGUGGCCUUCUCUUCCUUGGGCAAUGUUAUGCCUGCAAGAAAUCGUACAGAUGACCUAAAUAAGACUGAAAAUGUCAUCAACGGACUAAUUGUUGUAAUAAAUACAAGCAUAUCUAUCAACAACAUAGAGCUGAGCUUUGAAAAACACAGUAAUUCAGUAACUCAAAACAAUAAUUCAGUAAACUUAGGGAACCCUCAGUGCGUUUUCUGGGAAUUUAACCUUUUUAAUCGCACUGGAGGAUGGGACUCAACAGGAUGUGAGGUCAUACGGGUAAACGACACUGUCACUUGUCACUGUAAUCACACCACUUCAUUUUCAAUAUUGAUGUCCCCUUUUGUUCCUGAAGAUCUUGCCUUGUCUGUCAUUACGUACGUUGGUGUUGCUGUUUCGAUAGCCAGCUUGGUUGUGUGCCUGAUCAUCGAAGUGAUCAUCUGGAAGGACGUAUCCAGAAAUUCUACAUCACAUGUUCGGCAUGUAUCCUUAGUCAAUAUUGCUCUUUCUCUCCUGAUCGCUGACAUAUGCUUCAUUAUCGGGGCUGCUGUCGCAAAGCCCGGAGAGGACUAUACUAGCUCGUGUAGUGCUGUAGUGUAUUUCACCCACUUCUUCUACCUGGCCCUUUUCUUCUGGAUGAUGGUCUCAGCCCUUCUGCUCCUCUACCGCACCACUGUGGUCUUCUCUCAGAUUUCCAAAUCGGUAAUGAUGGCGGUUGCCUUCAUCGUGGGCUAUGGCGCACCUGUCCUCAUAUCAGUUAUUACCGUCGCCUCCACUGCCGGAAGUAAAAAAUAUGUCACUCAGAAUGGAACAUGCUGGCUGAAUUGGGACGAUUCCAAGGCCCUUCUGGCUUUUGUCCUACCAGCUCUGGUCACUGUGGUUGUCAAUAUUAUUGUUGUGAUAAUAGUUAUAAUGAAAAUGCUCAGGAGGGGAGUGGGAGAGAGCAACAGGGAUGAAAGGAAAGUCUCGGUGGUCAUUCUCAGAUGUGUGGUCAUUUUGACGCCCCUCUUCGGCAUCACAUGGGGUCUCGGCUUGGGCAUUAUGAUAGAGCCUAAAGCUUUGGCCCUCCACUACUUGUUUACAAUCUUCAACUCCUUGCAGGGCUUCUUAAUAUUGGUCCUUGGAACACUGAUGGAAAAGAAGGUUCGGCAGACACUUAAAACGAGACUGGGAAUCACUAGAUUGACUGGAUCCCGUGCCGCAUACAGUUCUGGAGCCCAAUCCUACAGUUCUUCCAACAGAACGACUCUUACAGAUGUUUUAAACACCCUUUUGAGAAGAGGGAGGAAUGCUAGGGCAAAUAUCAGCUCAUCCUACAACUCUAGAUCAUCAGAAGGUUUUCCGAAUGCUUAGCUGGACUACUGCUUCAUUUCCUAGAAUGCUUCUCUAAUGCAGUCUACAACUUUUUACUGAGAAUGUUUUAUUUCUGUCUGGACUUCUUUAAGUACAAUGCCUUCCAGAAUGCUACAACUGGAAUAUUCAGUACUUUGCUGUUUUCUAUCGGUCAACCAGAUUGGCCAAGUUAGAUUAAAAACAUCUAUUCACACCAAAUUAGUGUUUUUCCCUGUACACACUGUUUUAUGAGAACAGAAAUUAAAUUCUGGUUUCUGUUUGAACACUGUUAAGUGUACCAACACUUUACUUUGUCCUUCUCUAUUAAAUGCAUAAAUGAAAAAUACUUGUUUCAGAU
This is a messenger RNA of Megalobrama amblycephala (Wuchang bream), 11098 nucleotides long. RefSeq lists its product as uncharacterized. The record is from RefSeq and is a predicted model, not a curated record. Gene Ontology annotation, cellular component: membrane. Gene Ontology annotation, molecular function: G protein-coupled receptor activity. Lineage: Eukaryota; Metazoa; Chordata; Actinopteri; Cypriniformes; Xenocyprididae. The transcript is spliced from 70 exons. The coding region runs from base 112 to 10761 and encodes 3549 amino acids. Gene Ontology annotation, biological process: G protein-coupled receptor signaling pathway; cell surface receptor signaling pathway.